GCCGGUCUGAAACCGACCCCGACCGAGCUGGAACGCCGCCGCCAUCCGCUGCCUGUACUGUACGUGCGCGCCGCUAUAUAUACGAGCCCCCGCGCGGCGCCCCCGGCCCAUGUCCUUACGCAAUCGCCGCACGACGUUGCCCGGUCGCUGCUUCCGCCGCCGCCUGGUCUUGGGGGUUACUAAUAACCAGCUAGAGCUAGCUAUAUAUCCAGGAGCAGCCGAUGAUGGCGGCCAAGAGGGACAGGGCGGCGUGGGAAGCGGAGGCGGCCGCGGCCGGCGUCGCGGACACGGCCCGCCUGCGCCUGCUCGGGCUCCUCGCGCAGGCGCAGCGGCAGCAUCUCCUGCACCUGCGGCGCGCCCACCACGGGAUGCCGCCGCUCCCCACGGGCCGCGUGUUCCAGUGCAAGACGUGCAGCCGGCAGUUCCCCACGUUCCAGGCGCUCGGCGGCCACCGCGCCAGCCACAAGCGCCCGAGGGUGCUCCAACAUCAGCAGCAGCCAGUCGUCGCUGAUCACGCGGGGCUCUGCCUCGGGCGCCAGCAGCCGCCGCAGCCGCCGCCGACGCCCAAGCCGAGGGUGCACGCGUGCCCCGUCUGCGGGCUGGAGUUCGCCAUCGGCCAGGCGCUCGGCGGCCACAUGCGCCGGCACCGCGCCGACGCCGACGCCGACGCCGAGGCGUCUAACAAGUUGCGCCCGCCGCUCGACAAGGCCGCCUGCGACGUCGCCGGCGGGAUCUGCCUGGACCUCAACCUCACGCCGUUGGAGAACUGCGCCAAGUGCCGGGGCGUGUUGGUGCUAGGCGCCGCCGGGCAGGGUGGUGUACAUAAGACGCUCGCCAUGUUAGAUUGCUCGCUGUAGUUAUUGAGCCUUCGUUCCGCGUUGUUUAGACUGCACAUAAAUCUCCUUCUUUCAUGGUGGUGCUUCGUUAGCGCUCUUUGUUUCUGCUCAUCCCCGUAUACUGUUCCAUUGUUACCUUUUUGGGUUAACGACCCAAUCCUUUCCAUGCAUGGAAAAGAAAAGACAUGUUAGAUUCUGCAGUUCUAUGUAAUUCUAAUAUGAUGAUAACGGACAAGUCCUUAUUGUUUUUUUA
Zea mays is the source of this 1089-nucleotide messenger RNA. Its product is annotated as zinc finger protein ZAT12. NCBI's taxonomy places the organism in Eukaryota, Viridiplantae, Streptophyta, Magnoliopsida, Poales, Poaceae. The coding region runs from base 222 to 857 and encodes 211 amino acids. The record is from RefSeq and is a predicted model, not a curated record. The transcript has a single exon.